Nomascus leucogenys (northern white-cheeked gibbon) is the source of this 5458-nucleotide messenger RNA. The record is from RefSeq and is a predicted model, not a curated record. NCBI's taxonomy places the organism in Eukaryota, Metazoa, Chordata, Mammalia, Primates, Hylobatidae.
UGGCUUCAGCCCUGCCGCCGCCAGGCGUUGGCAUCGCCAGGGAGAGCCUUCCGGACUCCGGGCGGCGGCUGGCGGGGGGCGCGUUCCGAGGCGCCCUCAGGCAGGGCGCGGGGGCAGCGCCUCGCCUGGGCUCUGGAGGCUGCGGGGCCGUCGCUCCAGAUGUGAAAGCCAUGGAGUUGAGCUGCAGCGAAGCACCUCUUUACGGGCAGAUGACGGUUUAUGCGAAGUUUGACAAAAAUGUGUAUCUUCCUGAAGAUGCUGAGUUUUACUUUACUUAUGAUGGAUCUCAUCAGCGACAUGUCAUGAUUGCAGAGCGCAUUGAGGAUAACGUUCUCCAGUCCAGCGUCCCAGGCCAUGGGCUUCAGGAGACGGUGACGGUAUCUGUGUGCCUCUGCUCGGAAGGUUACUCUCCGGUGACCAUGGGCUCCAGCUCAGUGACCUACGUGGACAACAUGGCUUGCAGGCUGGCUCGUCUGCUGGUGACGCAGGCCAAUCGCCUCACAGCCUGCAGCCACCAGACCCUGCUGACCCCAUUUGCCUUGACGGCGGGAGCGCUGCCUGCCUUGGAUGAGGAGCUCGUGCUGGCUCUGACCCAUCUGGAAUUGCCUCUAGAGUGGACUGUGUUGGGAAGUUCUUCACUUGAAGUAUCUUCUCACAGAGAAUCUCUUCUACACCUGGCUAUGAGAUGGGGCCUGGCUAAACUUUCCCAGUUCUUCUUGUGUCUCCCGGGGGGAGUCCAGGCCUUGGCUUUACCCAACGAAGAGGGUGCCACACCAUUAGACUUAGCUUUACGUGGAGGACACUCCAAGCUGGUGGAAGAUGUCACAAAUUUUCAGGGCAGAUGGUCCCCAAGCUUUUCCCGAGUGCAGCUCAGUGAAGAGGCUUCCUUGCAUUACAUUCACUCAUCGGAAACGCUGACCCUGACCCUUAACCACACAGCCGAGCAUUUGUUGGAGGCAGAUAUUAAACUCUUCCGGAAAUACUUUUGGGAUAGAGCCUUUCUUGUCAAGGCCUUUGAGCAAGAAGCCAGGCCAGAGGAAAGAACAGCUAUGCCCUCCAGCGGUGCAGAAACUGAAGAAGAGAUUAAGAAUUCAGUGUCCAGCAGAUCAGCAGCUGAAAAGGAAGAUGUAAAGUGUGUCAAAAGCCUGGUGGUUCAACACAACGAACAUGAAGACCAGCACAACCUAGAUUUGGAUCGCUCCUUCGAUGUCCUAAAAAAAUCCAAGCCGCCCUCGACAUUGCUUGCUGCAGGCCGGCUUUCAGACAUGCUGAAUGGAGGUGAUGAAGUCUAUGCUAACUGUAUGGUGAUUGAUCAGGUUGGUGAUUUGGAUAUCAGCUAUAUUAAUAUAGAGGGAAUCACUGCCACUACCAGCCCUGAAUCCAGAGGUUGCACUCUGGGGCCUCAGAGCAGCAAACACACCGUUCCUACAGAAACCAGCCCCAGUGUGUACCCACUUAGUGAAAAUGUCAAAGGGACAGCACACACUGAAGCCCAGCGGUCCUUCAUGUCACCAUCGAGUUCGUGUGCUUCCAACUUGAAUCUUUCUUUUGGUUGGCAUGGAUUUGAAAAGGAACAAAGUCAUCUAAAGAAAAGAAGUUCUAGCCUUGAUGCCUUGGACGCCGACAGUGAAGGGGAAGGGCAUUCUGAGCCAUCGCACAUCUGUUACACUCCAGGGUCUCAGAGCUCCUCAAGAACUGGGAUUCCAAGUGGGGAUGAAUUGGACUCUUUUGAGACUAACACUGAACCGGAUUUUAAUAUCUCCAGGGCUGAAUCACUUCCUCUAUCAAGUAAUCUACAGUCGAAGGAAUCAUUGCUUUCUGGAGUUCGCUCACGUUCUUAUUCUUGCUCAUCACCCAAAAUUUCUUUAGGAAAAACACGUUUGGUGCGUGAAUUAACAGUGUGCAAUUCAAGUGAAGAGCAAAGAGCUUACAGCUUACCGGAGCCACCAAGAGAAAAAAGAAUUCAGGAAGAAGAAUGGGAUAAAUACAUCAUACCUGCCAAAUCAGAGUCUGAAAAAUAUAAAGUGAGUCGAACUUUCAGUUUCCUCAUGAAUAGGAUGACUAGCCCUCGGAAUAAAUCAAAGACAAAAAGCAAGGAUGCCAAAGAUAAAGAGAAGCUGAAUCGACAUCAGUUUGCCCCAGGAACAUUCUCUGGGGUUCUGCAGUGUUCGGUUUGUGAUAAAACACUCCUGGGGAAAGAGUCACUGCAGUGUUCCAACUGUAAUGCAAAUGUGCACAAAGGUUGUAAAGAUGCUGCGCCUGCAUGCACCAAGAAAUUCCAAGAGAAAUAUAACAAGAACAAACCACAGACCAUCCUUGGAAGUUCUUCAUUUAGAGACAUCCCACAGCCUGGUCUCUCCUUGCACCCUUCUUCCUCCAUGCCUGUUGGAUUGCCGACUGGAAGGAGGGAGACUGUGGGACAGGUCCAUCCAUUGUCCAGAAGUGUUCCAGGCACCACCUUGGAAAGCUUCAGGAGGUCAGCCACAUCCUUGGAGUCUGAGAGUGACAGUAACAGCUGCAGAAGCAGGUCUCAUUCUGAUGAGCUGCUACAGUCCAUGGGCUCUUCUCCCUCUACAGAGUCUUUCAUAAUGGAAGAUGUUGUGGAUUCUUCUCUGUGGAGUGACCUCAGCAGUGAUGCCCAGGAGUUUGAAGCAGAAUCUUGGAGUCUUGUGGUGGAUCCCUCAUUUUGUAAUAAGCAGGAGAAGGAUGUCAUCAAAAGACAGGAUGUCAUUUUUGAGCUAAUGCAAACAGAGAUGCAUCACAUCCAGACCCUGUUCAUCAUGUCUGAGAUCUUCAGGAAAGGCAUGAAAGAGGAGCUGCAGCUGGACCACAGCACCGUGGAUAAAAUUUUCCCCUGUUUAGAUGAGUUGCUUGAAAUCCACAGGCAUUUCUUCUACAGUAUGAAGGAACGAAGGCAGGAAUCCUGUGCUGGCAGUGACAGGAAUUUUGUGAUCGACCAAAUUGGAGAUAUUUUGGUACAACAGUUUUCAGAAGAAAAUGCAAGUAAAAUGAAGAAAAUAUAUGGAGAAUUCUGUAGCCAUCAUAAAGAAGCUGUUAACCUCUUUAAAGAACUCCAGCAGAAUAAAAAGUUUCAGAAUUUUAUUAAGCUCCGAAAUAGUAAUCUUUUGGCUCGACGCCGAGGAAUUCCAGAAUGCAUUCUGUUGGUCACUCAGCGUAUUACAAAAUACCCUGUCUUGGUGGAAAGGAUAUUGCAGUACACAAAGGAAAGAACUGAAGAACAUAAAGACUUAUGCAAAGCUCUUUGCUUGAUUAAAGACAUGAUUGCAACAGUGGAUUUAAAAGUCAACGAAUAUGAGAAAAACCAAAAAUGGCUUGAGAUCCUAAAUAAGAUUGAAAACAAAACAUACACGAAGCUCAAAAAUGGACAUGUGUUUAGGAAGCAGGCACUGAUGAGUGAAGAAAGGACUCUGUUAUAUGAUGGCCUUGUUUACUGGAAAACUGCUACAGGUCGUUUCAAAGAUGUCCUAGCUCUACUUCUAACUGAUGUGCUGCUCUUUUUACAAGAAAAAGACCAGAAAUACAUCUUUGCAGCCGUUGAUCAGAAGCCAUCAGUUAUUUCCCUUCAAAAGCUUAUUGCUAGAGAAGUUGCUAAUGAGGAGAGAGGAAUGUUUCUGAUCAGUGCUUCGUCUGCUGGUCCUGAGAUGUAUGAAAUUCACACCAAUUCCAAGGAGGAACGCAAUAACUGGAUGAGACGGAUCCAGCAGGCUGUAGAAAGUUGUCCUGAAGAAAAAGGGGGAAGGACAAGUGAAUCUGAUGAAGACAAGAGGAAAGCUGAAGCCAGAGUGGCCAAAAUUCAGCAAUGUCAAGAAAUACUCACUAACCAAGACCAACAAAUUUGUGCGUAUUUGGAGGAGAAGCUGCAUAUCUAUGCUGAACUUGGAGAACUGAGCGGAUUUGAGGACGUCCAUCUAGAGCCCCACCUCCUUAUUAAACCUGACCCAGGCGAGCCUCCCCAGGCAGCCUCGUUACUGGCAGCAGCACUGAAAGAAGCUGAGAGCCUACAAGUUGCAGUGAAGGCCUCACAGAUGGGCGCCGUGAGUCAAUCAUGCGAGGACAGUUGUGGAGACUCUGUCUUGGCGGACACAGUCAGUUCUCAUGAUGUACUAGGAUCACCAACUGCCUCAUUAGUCACAGGAGGGAGAGAAGGAAGAGGCUGUUCAGAUGUGGAUCCCGGGAUCCAGGGUGUGGUAACCGACUUGGCCGUCUCUGAUGCAGGGGAGAAGGUGGAAUGUAGAAAUUUUCCAGGUUCUUCACAAUCAGAGAUUAUACAAGCCAUACAGAAUUUAACCCGUCUCUUAUAUAGCCUUCAGGCCGCCUUGACCAUUCAGGACAGCCACAUUGAGAUCCACAGGCUGCUUCUCCAGCAGCAGGAGGGCCUGUCUUUUGGCCACUCUGUCCUCCGAGGCGGCCCCUUGCAGGACCAGAAGUCUCGCGACGCGGACAGGAAGCAUGAGGAGCUGGCCAAUGUGCACGAGCUCCAGCACCAGCUCCAGCAGGAGCAGCGGCGCUGGUUCCGCAGGUGUGACCAGCAGCAGCGGGCGCAGGCGGCCAGGGAGAGCUGGCUGCAGGAGCGGGAGCGGGAGUGCCAGUCGCAGGAGGAGCUGCUGCUGCGGAGCCGGGGCGAGCUGGACCUUCAGCUCCAGGAGUACCAGCACAGCCUGGAGCGGCUGAGGGAGGGCCAGCGCCUGGUGGAGAGGGAGCAGGCGAGGAUGCGGGCCCAGCAGAGCCUGCUGGGCCACUGGAAGCACGGCCGGCAGAGGAGCCUGCCCGCGGUGCUCCUUCCAGGUGGCCCCGAGGUAAUGGAACUUAAUCGAUCUGAGAGUUUAUGUCAUGAAAACUCAUUCUUCAUCAAUGAAGCUUUAGUACAAAUGUCAUUUAACACUUUCAACAAACCGAAUCCAUCAGUUAUCCAUCAGGAUGCCACUUACCCUACAACUCAAUCUCAUUCUGACUUGGUAAGGACUAGUGAACAUCAAGUAGACCUCAAGAUGGACCCUUCUCAGCCUUCGAAUGUCAGUCACAAACUGUGGACAGCUGCUGGGUCCGGCCAUCAGAUACUUCCUUUCCACGAAAGCAGCAAGGAUUCUUGUAAAAAUGAUUUGGACACCUCCCACACUGAGUCCCCAAUCCCCCAUGACUCAAAUUCACACCGCCCUCAACUGCAGGCAUUUAUAACAGAAGCAAAGCUACAUCUACCAACAAGGACAAUGACCAGACAAGACGGGGAAACUGGAGAUGGAGCCAAAGAAAAUAUUGUUUACCUCUAAUUGUGUCGUCAUUUUUCCAAACAAAACAAAACACUGGCACUUUUGGGAGAAACUUUUUUUUUCCAUUCCUUAUGUAUGUGUGAUUGUCUGUGUCCAAAUUGCUUUAAGAAUAUUUAAUAUUUCCUGCAAGCUCAUUUUUUUGGCAUGAGUCUAAUUAAAUUAUUGAAAGC